ACACUUUAACCUCUUCCAUUUUCACAUUUACUUUAAAGUUCAAAUCAUUUGCUUCUGAUCAUGGCUCCAAUUGCUGUCGGCAAUGUUGUACCAGACGGAUCAAUCUCCUUCUUCGACGAGAAUGAUCAGGUCCAAACCGUUUCCGUUCACUCUUUCGCCGCCGGUAAGAAGGUCGUUCUCUUCGGUGUACCUGGUGCUUUUACCCCGACCUGCAGCAUGCAGCAUGUGCCUAGUUUCAUUGACAAAGCAGAGGAGCUGAAAUCAAAGGGUGUUGAUGAGAUCAUUUGCUUUAGCGUGAAUGAUCCAUUUGUGAUGAAGGCUUGGGGAAAGACAUACCCAGACAACAAGCAUGUGAAGUUUGUAGCAGACGGGUCAGGAGAAUACACAAAGCUACUCGGACUUGAGCUUGACCUCAAGGACAAGGGUCUUGGUGUUAGGACAAAGAGAUUUGCUAUGUUGUUGGACAACCUUAAGGUGACUGUCGCCAAUGUUGAAUCUGGUGGCGAGUUCACUGUUUCAAGCGCCGAUGAGAUCCUCAAGGCUCUCUAAGAAAAUUUAUCAGUCUCUUUUGAUUGUUUUUGUGCAUGUAAAACCGCUGCAUGUAAAAGUAGUUUGCUUGUAGCCUUCAGACAAUAAAGCUGGCAUAAUAA
Messenger RNA from Eutrema salsugineum, 650 nucleotides. RefSeq names its product peroxiredoxin-2B. Bases 61 to 549 code for a protein of 162 amino acids. Gene Ontology annotation, cellular component: cytoplasm. The transcript is spliced from 3 exons. The record is from RefSeq and is a predicted model, not a curated record. Gene Ontology annotation, molecular function: thioredoxin peroxidase activity. Gene Ontology annotation, biological process: cell redox homeostasis; hydrogen peroxide catabolic process; cellular response to oxidative stress. NCBI's taxonomy places the organism in Eukaryota, Viridiplantae, Streptophyta, Magnoliopsida, Brassicales, Brassicaceae.